AUUACAGAGAAUCGUUGGGGAUUUUAAACUAGUGGACUGUUUUAGCACCAUGCAUCCUGGAGCCACACCUGGUUCAGCGGUGACGGCUCUAUGGCCUCUCGUAUCGAUUAUUUCUUCAUCAGGGAUUGCGCCCUAACUGAUGCUAGAUUGUCACCGGCUUUCUUUUCCGAUCACCUCCUUCUGUCCUCCUUCACUUCCUUCAGGUGCGACGACCGGGAGAGGUCUGUGGAAACUCAACCGCUCCCUGCUGGAGGACCAGGUUCUGGUCGGCCAGUACCGGGAGCGGUACCGUGAGUGGCAGACCCUCCAAGACCUGUACGAAACACGAGCACAGUGGUGGGAGAUGGUGAAAGGACCGGGAACCAGUGACUCCAGUGCGCGGCCUCCUGUAUGGAGACGCCUCCACCGUUUGGCGCAACGUGAGCCAUCCCGUCCUUCCAAACAGACUCCAGGAUGUCAUGGAUGGUGGCUCAUGGGAUCCUGCCGGUCAGAGCUGUUAUGCUCCCGCGGCAUGUCUGCAACGUCCAUCUGCCCCCGACCCGGUUGUGGCGCGCCGGAGUCGGUGAGGCACCUGCUGUGGGAGUGCAGCGCUGCUGUGGACCUGUGGGCGAAGGCCGGCUCCUUGCAAUUCCCACACUUGCCAGCAAGGGAGGUCCUCCAUGGGCAGCUAGUGCUGUACGGGGUGAGCCAGCAGAAAACGACUAAAAAGGACUUUGCUGAGAGGUGGCUCACCCUAGCCACCAUCAAAGACACCAUUUGGACCUCCAGAAACUUGCUGGUGAGCAGGCGCAGGCAGAUGCCCCCCGUGGCUGUGAUCCGGAUGGCGGCAGCAAAAAGAGGAACAUCAAGGGCUGCAGGUGGCGCGCCAAGGACACAGCCACCAAGGAGAAUCGCCUGCGCCUCCGUGGACGAAGGAGCCGGCGCUCCACGAAAAGAGGUCCAAGCAGCGGCGGCCUGGCUCUCCGGGUGAGGCAGGAGGGAAGGAGCUUCAGGGCAGGAUCCCCUCUGAGCACCAGCGCUGUUUGGAAGGACGGGACGGCUCCGGACUUUGGAAGGAGUCACACCGGUCCU
Molecule: messenger RNA, 1071 nt
Organism: Xiphophorus couchianus (Monterrey platyfish)
Lineage: Eukaryota; Metazoa; Chordata; Actinopteri; Cyprinodontiformes; Poeciliidae
Exons: 2
Coding region: 140-970 (276 amino acids)
Source: RefSeq, a predicted model, not a curated record